GGGGAGAGCGGAUACGGUGAAUGAGGGGUCCGGGGAGAGCGGAUAUAGAGAAUGCAGGUCCGGGGAGAGCGGAAUAUCGUGAAUGCGGGGUCCGGGGAGAGCGGAUACGGUGAAUGCGGGGUCCGGGAGAGCGGAUACGGUGAAUGCGGGGUCCGGGGAGAGCGGAUACGGUGAAUGCGGGUCCGGGGAAAGCGGAUAUGGUGAAUGUGGGGUCCGGGGAGAGCGGAUACGGUGAAUGCGGGGUCCGGGGAGAGCGGAUAUAGUGAAUGCGGGGUCCGGGAGAGCGGAUACGGUGAAUGUGGGGUCCGGGGAGAGCGGAUACGGUGAAUGCGGGUCCGGGAGAGCGGAUAUGGUGAAUGCGGGGUCCGGGGAGAGCGGAUACAGUGAAUGUGGGGUCCGGGGAGAGCGGAUACGGUGAAUGUGGGGUCCGGGGAGAGCGGAUACGGUGAAUGC
Messenger RNA from Staurois parvus, 453 nucleotides. Lineage: Eukaryota; Metazoa; Chordata; Amphibia; Anura; Ranidae. The record is from the annotation of a GenBank genome assembly.